This is a messenger RNA of Hippocampus zosterae (dwarf seahorse), 1762 nucleotides long. RefSeq names its product apolipoprotein L4-like. NCBI's taxonomy places the organism in Eukaryota, Metazoa, Chordata, Actinopteri, Syngnathiformes, Syngnathidae. The transcript has 7 exons. Bases 632 to 1660 code for a protein of 342 amino acids. Gene Ontology annotation, cellular component: membrane; extracellular region. Gene Ontology annotation, molecular function: lipid binding. The record is from RefSeq and is a predicted model, not a curated record. Gene Ontology annotation, biological process: lipid transport; lipoprotein metabolic process.
GAUGUCUUGAUGUUUCACCUUAAGCUGUAAAGUGUUAUCUGCAUGUUGAAAAGUACUUAAAGCAUUUGGAAUUAUGUGUCAAAAAAAAAAAAAUACCACCAUGGCCAGAUCGAAGAACCUUUUUGUAAAAUAAGUCUCAACUCGAAAAUGCAAUUUUGCGUUGAAUGUGGAUGACAAAAUAUGGAAGGAAAACGUUUGUGGCAGGAAUGAAAAUGAAAUUCUGGUAAAAUUCAAAUGUUUGUUGUUGUUCACCCAGGACGGGGCAUCAUGGCCCGCCCCCGAGAGCUCAGACGCCGACACCAUCGCGGAGACACGCGUAAGACGCCAUGAGGCUUCGUAGCUUCAAUGGUCAAAUGCUUCUUUGCACUAACUCUCUGGCCUCAGUCUGUUUGGUACGUACAUGAUCCCAGUAGCAAUGAGCUGAACAGCAGAGCGAAUGAGCAGCCGAAGAAACGAAAGGUUUGAUUUGCAAUUGCCAAAUGUCACCUAGCCACUCCUUGUAACAAAAUCGUUUGCUAUUGUUGCCUGGCAGACCUUCAGAAUCAAAAGAAUUCUUCCCACUUCACUGUUUCGCUCAAGUGCCAAGGACUCAGAUGCCCGCACUGAGGAGGUGGAGAUCCAACCGCUGGAGAUGGUCGACAUGCCCGCGUUGGACGACGUCAACGCCGCGGACCCGCUGGAGGAUGAAGACGGACUCCUGGCGUGGUGGAGAACAGUUGACGGGUGGAGCGAGUGGAAUGAGACCACCCAAGACCACCAGUCUGAAGAGGUGGUGGAAGAAGCGGCGGACCGCGUGUUCAUGGCGGCUCGCUUGUUCGUGCGCCUGUUCAACCAGCGCGGCGCCUCGCUCCAACAGCGCAUCCUGGCGCUGUUGGCACUGGCCGACGCCGCCGACAACUUCCACAAGAAGACUGUCUCGGCCAGCGUGGGCGGCGGCGUGGCACCAUCUGUCACCACCAUCACGGGACUCAUCCUGGCCCCGUUCACGGCCGGAACGUCGCUCAUCGUCACGGCGGUGGGCAUCGGCGUAGCCACGGCGGGCGGCCUCACCUCCGCCUCCGCCAACAUCACCGACACGGUGCAUUCCAAGACGGACCGCAAGAAGGUGGAGAAGAUGAUCCAGGACUACCAGGAGGAGAUGAACGACAUCAAGGACUGUCUCCAGUUCUUACAGGAAGGCAUGGAAACUCUCGAGGAGUGGAACUUUGAGCAGUAUGCCCAGAGCAUAUCCCAGAAGCAUCUGAACCAGAACGUCAAACACGUCAUGAAGGAGGGCGGCCGGGCCGGCAAGGCUUUGGUCAUCAACACGGAGAGCUUGAUCAACACGGUCCAGGUUCUCAGUGUGGCAGGGGGCGCCGCCAAAGCCGCUCAGGUCAUGAGCAUCACCACCGGGGUCAUGUCCGGACUCUUCCUGGCGCUCGAUAUCUUCUUCUUGGCCAAGGACUCGGUAGAACUGCGGAAGGGCGCCAAGACUGAGUUUGCCGCCAAGAUCCGAGAGGUUUGCAAGGACCUGCAGGACGGGCUCCUGGAGCUCAACCGCAUCAAGGAAGAGCUCCAGAAGACCAUGGACGGCAUCCAGGUGGAGGAAGAGGACGAUGAGGACGAGGACGAUGAACGCAUCAAGUCAGAGCUAAAGAAACUUAGCGAGCUGGAGGAGUGAUGACCCCUGGCCACAGCCGUCACGCUUUGUACCAUUUGCAAUCUUUGUCUUGUGAACCGAAGAACUGAUUUUUAGUUUCUUUCAAUAAAACCGUCAGAUUUC